Messenger RNA from Ogataea haglerorum, 2478 nucleotides. RefSeq lists its product as uncharacterized. The record is from RefSeq and is a predicted model, not a curated record. The transcript has a single exon. Gene Ontology annotation, molecular function: RNA binding. NCBI's taxonomy places the organism in Eukaryota, Fungi, Ascomycota, Pichiomycetes, Pichiales, Pichiaceae. Bases 1 to 2478 code for a protein of 825 amino acids.
AUGUCGAGAAUCAUAGUCAAGGGGUUGCCCCUGUACUUCAGUGAGGAUAAACUUAAAACACGUUUUCAGGAAAAAGGAGUGGUGACGGAUGUGAAGGUGGUCAGAAAUAGACAAGGUGAAUCAAGGCGAUUUGCAUUCAUAGGAUAUAGAUCCCAACAGGAUGCCGAGAACGCGGUCAAAUACUUUGACAAAACAUUCAUUGAUACUGCCAGGAUAUCUGUUCAGCUGGCCAAAACAUUCAGCGAUCCAACUGUCCCCAUUCCGUGGAGAGAAAAGCGGUUGCAAGCCAAAAGACAGUUACAAGAAACUGAAGAGAAAUUGAGGAAACUUGAAGAGAUACAAAAUAAGCGCAGGCACAAGCAUACGAAGAAGGGAGUUGAUGCCUUUAUUGAAGACCAAGUAAACUCCAAUCCCAAACUUCAAGAGUUCUUAGAAGCUUCCAAGCCUAGUGUUCAGCAAAAAUCUUGGAAGAACGAGGAUCUUCUUUUGAGCGCCAAAUCAGAGAAGUCAACAGAGUCGCGAUUAGAAUCUCAAGCUGCAGAAAAUGCUAGUGAUGAUGAAUACGAGGAGUUUAACGGGUUUCAGAGCAAGGAAGAGGAUGCCGAAAAAAUGAUCACAUUGGAUGAAGCUGAAAACGUAGAAGCAGAGGUUGACUAUGCACAAGAUGAUAAGCAAGAGGAAGUGAAACAGAGCGCUGAAAUGGAUGAUUUGGAAUGGUUCAAAUUGAGGAGGAAAAGAAUCAAAGAUGAUGAAGUUACCGAAGAGCCUAAAGAACCACAAGAUCUUAAAGAAACCAGUGGUGCUCAGAUGGCGGAAGCUGAACAUAAUGUGUCACAUCAAUCAGAGUAUGAAGAAGAGCCCCAGCUCGAUGAGCAGGAUAAAGCCAUACAGCGUAUAUCACAAACGGGAAGAUUGUUUCUUAGGAACAUUCUUUAUUCGGCUACUGAAGACGAUUUCCGUGAACUUUUCGGUCCAUAUGGAUCUCUGGAUGAGGUUCACAUUGCGGUUGACACAAGGACUGGAAAUUCGAAAGGUUUUGCAUAUGUCAAAUUUACCUCUCCGGACGACGCUGUCAAGGCAUACUUAGAAUUGGACAAACAAAUCUUCCAAGGCAGACUACUUCACAUCCUUCCUGCCGAAGCUAAAAAAGAUCACACGCUGACCGAUUUCGAUCUUGCCAAUCUUCCUCUCAAGAAGCAGAGGGAGUUGAAGAAAAAGUAUGAGGCUUCCAAAGCGCAGUUUAGCUGGAACUCUCUCUAUAUGAAUAACGAUGCUGUCCUUGAGAGCGUGGCUAGCAAGAUGGGUAUUUCGAAAGGGGAGUUGAUCGAUCCCACAAGCAGCAGUUCUGCUGUAAAACAGGCUUUGGCGGAGGCCCAUGUUAUCGGGGAUGUCAGGAAGUACUUUGAGGAUAAAGGUGUUGAUUUGACCAGCUUCAACACUAAAGAACGCGAUGAUAAGGUGAUUUUGGUGAAGAACUUUCAGCACGGUACCACCAAGGAGGAGAUUGGUGAGCUCUUCUCCGCCUACGGACAACUUAAUAGACUACUGAUGCCUCCUGCCGGAACCAUCGCCAUUGUUGAGUUCCGUGACGCUCCUGCUGCGAGAGCUGCAUUUUGCAAGCUCGCCUUUAGACGUCUCGGAAAGUCGAUUCUGUAUCUUGAGAAGGGUCCAAAGAACUUGUUCACUCAAGAAGCUUCGACCGAGCAACUUGACAACGUCUCUAAAACCGAAUCGAAAGCCGACACCACGGAAAUCAUGGAUAUUGACAACGAAGACGAUGUGGAAAUAUCUGGUCCUACUGUCUCUGUGUUCGUGAAGAACUUGAAUUUCAGCACCACUACAAGCGAAUUAACUGCAACUUUCAAAAGCUUGCCUGGCUUCGUCGUCGCAGUUGUUAGGACGCGUCCAGACCCAAAGCACACAGGAAAGAUGCAGAGUAUGGGCUUUGGAUUUGUGGAGUUCAAAACCAAGGAGCAGGCAGAGAACGCUAUCAAGAUAAUGAACGGACAUCUUUUAGACGGCCACCAGCUGCAACUGAAGCUCUCACAUAGAGUAAGUCAACGAGAAUCGGAAGACGCAUCUGCCAAGAAAGGAAAGAAGUCACCAAAGAUUAUAGUGAAGAACUUAGCUUUCGAAUCUACCAGGAACGAUAUUUUCGAGUUGUUUAGUCCAUUUGGCAACCUCAAAUCUGUCAGAGUGCCUAAGAAGUUUGACAAGUCCGCGAGAGGAUUUGCUUUCGUCGAGUUUAGUACGCUCAAGGAGGCCGAAAGCGCUAUGGAUCAAUUACAGGGCGUUCAUUUGCUUGGCCGUAGGUUAGUGAUGGACUUUGCCAAUGCCGAGAGCAAGGAUGCGGAAGAAGAGAUCGAGAGGAUGACAAAGAAGGCCAAGUUCCAAACGGGUGUCAGGAAAAUGGCCCAGCUUCGUGAAAGUCAUACCGGCAAGCGAAAACUCGACUUGGAAGACGAGUCCGAGAUGUAA